This is a messenger RNA of Melitaea cinxia (Glanville fritillary), 4189 nucleotides long. RefSeq lists its product as uncharacterized. The coding region runs from base 303 to 3176 and encodes 957 amino acids. The record is from RefSeq and is a predicted model, not a curated record. NCBI's taxonomy places the organism in Eukaryota, Metazoa, Arthropoda, Insecta, Lepidoptera, Nymphalidae. The transcript has 5 exons.
ACUACGUUUUUUGAUUGGCUGUGUGAAAUACAUAUUAUGAACUGUCCAUUAUUCCACGACUCCACGUAUAUAUGGCGACCCUUUUAGCUAGGGUAUUAGACCGACGCUUGGUAAAUAGAAAAUUAAAAAUCAAACUUAUUUUGUAAAUUUAAUCGUAUGCUGCAUUGUAUUUCUUUGAUGAAUUUAAAGUGAUUUUUAAAGAAGUUCGCGCAGGAUGUCUUUAUAUACGGUCAAAGCUUAAAAAUAUCAGGUGUAAUUGCGUUUAUUUGAUUUAUUUAUCAACAUAUUAGGUUAUAACUAAAAUGGAAACUGUUGAAGAGCGUCCUUUUAUUAGCUCGACUAUCGAAGUUGUGAAAUCAAAUACAGUGGAAGAAAACAGUGUGCAUGUUGAAGAAACAAAUGUGUGUCACAAGUCGAAUGGUGUCGACUGUGAGCAAAAAAACGAUGAUCAAAAUGUCGCAGAAACUAACGACAUUGAAGAGACUAAUAUGGGUAAAAACAAAAGCGGCGAGCCUGAAAGUGCUGAGCAAUGUCCUGAAAAAAAUGAUGUACAGUGCGAAAGCAUUCAAAAGGCUGAAAUUAUUAUAAACAGUGCUAGUACAGAAGUUAUAGAAACUGUAACUGAUAACGAAAAUGAUGUACAGCAAGAGCAGUCUCCUGUGACUGAAGUAGUAGAAGUAACUACUGAGAGUGUCAUAGAAGUUGUGGAAAAAGAACCAUGCAAUGAUAAUCAUGUCAACAAUUUGGAAACAUUCGUGGGUGAGCAAGUUCAGUUCGAAACUGAAAUAUUAGUUGAAAAGAAUGAUAACGAUGUUAAUGAGAACCUAUUGAUUGACAACCAAGAAAAUGAUUCUACAGGAAAUAUUUUGAGUGAGUUAGGACCUAAUAUAGAGUUAAGUGAAGUGCUUCGUUCAUCUGAUAUAUCUGAAAAUAAUAAUAGUACGGUCAGGCAAGAAGUUUUCAAUAAAGAGGAAUUGUUGGAUAUCUUGGAAGGUAAUGAUGUAGAACAGGCAGUUGAUAGAGUAGUAGAGGUAUCUCAGGUAAAUCAAAACAAAAUGUUAGAGGCUCAAAUAGCCUUACAACAAUUAGCUAGACUCAAACCUUUUAAAAAAAAGAAGACUAGUACAAGUAAAAAAAAAAAAAGUGAUAGGAAAACCAAUAGCACAGAUAUAUCAAAAAUUGAGUCACAAAUUAAUACUGACAAUGAACAAAUUAAACCUGAAGUUGAAUCAGAAAGUAGUCUUGAUAAGGCACCAAAUACAGAUAAUAUUGUUAAUGUACUGGUCAUGGAUUGGCAAGAUGAUGACCCCACUGAGAGCGUUUCAGAUAACGUUAUUGUGGAAACUGAAGUUUUGUUGAAAGAUACUGAAGAUAUUAAGGAAGCUCAGGAACAAAUUAUAAGCACAGAAGAAUCAGCGGAAUGUGCUUCUGUGGACUCUAGAAUGAGUGAAAACCAAACCCAAAAUUUAAGUAAAAAUGUUGAUGACAAUGCUCCUCGAAGAUUGAGUAGAGUCAUAAAGAAAAAAGUCAUCUUUGAUCCAGAUAAUCCAGACACUUUCACCAAAGGCAAAUCUAUGACAAAAGUCAAAGAUAUUCAAGUCAGUAAAGACCAAACAUCGUCUAAAAAAGUAAAAUUAGAUCAAACAACCCACAGAUCCAAAUCAAAAUCUCCUUUAUCUAAGUUACAAUGGAAGAAACCUUCGCCGAAAAACAGUAAACAAUGUAAAAGGUUGUCUGAAGUAGAUAAAUUAUUAAUGGAUGAGGGAGCAGUAAAUAUGAUAUAUCAACUUACUCCAGAAGCUCCUAAAGGCAGAAAAAAUAUGAAAACAAAAGCAGAGUUUAUAAAGAAGAUUCAAAGCUCUACUCCGGAUAGUAAAGAAAUGAAAUUUAGAGAAAGAAAGAAAGAAUCCUUAAAAUAUGACGAUAACGAAGCUAAAAGAGUUUUAAGUGGGAAGCCAAGAACAUCUUUGAGCAGUUCAGUAAAAUCUCCAUCUGUCAGCGAAGAUUUUGAAACUCACAGUGCUGAUGAUUCGAUUAUCUACAGGCGUCACUCCUCCAGUUCAUACUCUAGCAGUUGUAUGAGCCCACGACGAUUGAGUGAUGUGGAAACUGGAUCUGGACAAAAUGUCCAAAGACAGUCUAAUCAACCGACUUCCAUAGAUAAUAAGAGUGAUACAAAAUCUGUUCCCAAUCUUGAAACUGAUCAACAAACCAGACAAGUCUUUAAGACCGAAGGAAUUAUUGGUACUGAAAUAAUAAAUAAAGAUGACUAUCUAUCUAUUAAGGAAAAAUUAAAUUCAAAGCUGUCACUCGCUCUAAAUAAAAGAAAGCGAGAGUCAUCUAAAUUAGAAAAACCAGCUAAAUUAAAAAAAGUUUUAAAAACAGAAGGAAAUGUCUCUACGACAGAGGUUGACCGCUUUAAAUUUACAACCGUUACAUUGGAUCAAAGAUUAGCUAUAAUAAGUAUCACAAAAAGCCAGCUUAAAAUUUGUGUAGAGGUCUUAAAAGAGUUAGUGGAUGCGCUCAAUUAUGUGGACAGUAGACAAGACAUAUCGGUCACUCUCUUGGUGUCUCAAUGUGGAACACUCACUUCCAACUUCGAUUUGAGUGUCCUGUUAGAUGAGAACAAAGAUAUAAGAGCAAAUAAUGCUUUCGAGCUUGCAGAAUCUGUGCGGUGCGUGCUGGGCGCUGUGGCGCGGCACAGCAAAGUGCUGUGCAUGGGCGCGCGCGGGGCGUGCGCGGGGCUGGCGCUGGCGCUGCUGGCGCUGAGCGACGUGGCGCUGGCGGACGAGCGCGCCUCCUUCGCGCUGGGGCCCGCGCUGGCCGGCGCCGCCGCGCUCUCGCAGCGCUGCCCGCCUCUGCCGCAGGCCCUGGUCAACGACUUGUUGAUAUUUGGACGUCGACUCUCCGCCUCGGAAGUACUACAGGGUGGUCUCGUCGGCCGCGUCCUCUGGCCGGAUAAGUUCGACGAGCAAGUGUACAAUAUAGCCAAAGACAUCGCCUCCCAACCGACACGGACUGUACUGCUGAAGAAAAAGCUUCUCACAUUGAAAAAGAACAGUGAAACCGAGCUAACUUUCCUAACGUGUCUUGAAGCAGAGCGUGAUCUUCUCGUAGAAUAUUGGACUUCAGUGGAGGGCCAAGAACUGCUUCGAGCCACAGUCGACGAAGCAUGAUUCGUUAAAUAACUAAUAGACUAUAUUAGCCAUUAUAUAUCAAUAUACUUUUAUUUUUUUUUAUUUUAACUUUUUCACCAAUAUAAUUCAUAUUGAAGAAAAUGGUGUGUUUAAUGUAUAAUCAUAUACAUAUGUAUAUGAUUAUAACACAACAUUGUAAAUAAUAAAAUUAUACAGCAUAUUAACAUAUUAAAUGUUAGUUAUUGACUAAAUAACUUGAUAAAAUUGAUGCUACUCGUGUAUCAAUGUAGUAAGGUGACAAAGGUUUAAUAUUAUUUAGUUUUAUUUUAAUUUGUCGUAUAGCAUACGACGGACUGUUAGCUAAGUUGGUGUAACGUUGUUUCGAGGUGAAAUUUUUUUGAAUGAAAUAAAAUAAUUAUAAAUCGUUCUAUUAUUGUUAGAAGGUGUUUAGGAUCGUGUCGUCUAUAUUAUAUGUAUUUUAAUCUCACCUUAAUACGAUGCGUGAUAACAAUAUAUUUUGAAACAAUGAUGGGCUAAAAUAUUUGUACUACACCUUAAUAGUAAUGAUUUGUGUAUGCAACCAAUGUACAUUUAUGUAUGGUAUUUUUAAUACGCAAUUAAAUAAAGAAAUUUCUAUUUACAAGUUUGCGAUUUAUUAAAAAUAGUUUUAUAUAAGAACAGGUAACUUAAUUUUCAUUAAGUCAUUGGUUAUAUGUUAUAGCGUUAAAUUGUUUAUGUCUGUUUUAGAUGUUUGAGUUUAUGUAUAUUAGGUAGUUUAUAUGCUUUAUAUUUUAAGCCAAAGUUCAACACAGAAUUUAAAAUUAACGAAAUGUGCACUCAUAGUUCACACUAUUAUAUAUUUAUAUUCCGGUAGGUACAAUUCAUUCCUUUUGCGUACAAAAUUUUUCUCUUCAAUUAACGUUUUGAACUUUACUUUUCGAAUUGAAUUAGAAUUUGUUUAGUGUUUAAUUAAAAUAAGUUAUUACAUUAAGUGUAUAGCAAUAAGUUAUUGUCUGUUUCUUGAAAAAAAAAUUAAAGUGCCUUUCAUAGUA